AUGUCCGCUUCAGACCCAUUUGUUCCAGUUCACCUCUAUCGCCACAGAUCUGGACCUAAUGAAGAUAACAUCAUCAUCGCUAACAAUGGGAUCAGGGUACCUUUUGGGAGGUCAGUGUAUCUGGACCCUUUAAAUGACCUGGUAACAGAAGUACGUCCUGGUGACCGCUGCCAUAUCACAGUUUUGGACAAUGACCCACUGGCCCAGAAACCUGGGAUGCUGACUCCUAAAAAGUUCCCCUGUUCAUUUGGACCGGAUGAAGUGAAAUAUACUCAUUUUGGAUCUCGGAGCCCCAGCAAGGAUCGUGUGAAGCUACAGCUUCGCUAUGACUCCCAGACUGACACAGUUAUCAUACCCUUCAUGCUGGAAGUGGAGGUAGUUUUCAAGCAGCUUGAGAUCCUCAUCAGGAAUAUGCCUCUUAAUGUUGAAAAGCUCAGUGGUGACAGCAACCCUAUUGACAACAAGGGUUUAGAGUUUUCCUUUGAGGAUGGUGUCACUCAGUGUAAGAUCACCACUCUAGUUGGCGCUGGAGGUCUUCCCAGGUAUGGCACCCUUCUGAAUAAUCCCAACAAUGGCCAAAUGGUUGACUGUGAUGAGUUUGUAAAACAAGGCAUUCGCUACAAGCACACAGCUAAAACUCAUUCACCAAACAGAGACUAUAUUCCAAUGAUGGUAGAGCUGCAAGAUAAUGAUGGCAGCACUAUAAUGCAAGAGCAUUUUCAAGUGAUGGUUAGAAUAAAAGAGGGUGCAGAGAAUACUGCUCCUAAACCCAGCUUUGUAGCCAUGAUGAUGAUGGAGGUUGAUCAGUUUGUAAUGACAGCUAUUACAAAUGACAUGCUGGCUGCUGAAGAUGUUGAAUCUAACCCAGAUGAUUUAAUCUUCAACAUUACUUCACCGCUGAGCCCUCAGCAGGGCUAUAUCAUCAGCACAGAUGAUCAGAACCUGCCUAUAACCUCCUUUUAUCAGAGAGACAUCAAAGAUCUUAAAAUAGCUUAUAAACCACCCUCAGAGGACUCAGAAGUAGAAAGGAUUUUCCAGCUAGAGUUUGAAAUUGUAGACACUGAUGGUGCCGUGUCUGAUACAUUUGCUUUUAUGAUUGUGGUGAAGCCUAUGAAUACCUUGGCCCCUGUAGCGACCAAAAAUACAGGGCAGCUAUUGUUUGAGGGGCAGUCCCGAGCACUCUCCAGCUCCCAGAAUUUAGAGAUUAGUGAUGAGGAUAACCUAGAAGAUGUGAGAAUCACAGUUAUUGAUGGCUUAAAGCAUGGAGCCCUGUCUGUGCUCGGGACUCAUAGGAAGUUUUUUACACCAGCUGAUCUAGAUGCUGGCAUUGUGGUGUACCAGCAUGAUGGCAGUGAUACCUAUAGUGACAACAUUAUUUUUCGAAUGACUGAUGGAAGUAAUGAAGUGGAGUUUUUGUUCCCCAUCACUAUUGCUCCCACUGAUGAUGAACCACCUAUUAUCAAUGCUAAUACUGGUUUGAUGCUUUUCAAGAAUGAAGUUAUGCAGAUCUCUCCCUUCAUCCUGAGUGCCACAGAUAUUGAUUCAGAAGACUCCACAAUUAAAUUUAUUUUGGAAGAACCCUAUUCCACCGUAGGACAGCUCCUGCUAAGGCAAGUGGAGCCUCCCUCUGACCCUUCUCAGUGGAAGUUCAGUGAGACAAAUGAGAUGUUUGAACAGGUGGUCACUGAGUGGUUUCAGCAUGAUAUUCUUGAUGGUAAGCUGUUCUAUCGUCAUAUCGGACCCCAUAGCACCACUACUGUGAUUGAUCACUUUGUCUUUCGAGUCCAAGAUGAUAAUGAUCCUCCUAAUCAGUCAGGUGAGCACAAGUUCACAAUCAAAAUCCACCCUGUUGAUGACCUCUCCCCAGAGCUUUUCCCAGGCACCACACUUCACAUGACAGUUCAGGAAUAUGAGCUGACACACUUCAGGAAGAAAUUUUUGUGUUAUACAGAUUUAGAUUCAGAUGACAGGGACCUGAAAUACACCAUCACAAAACCUCCAACUGACACUGAUGAGAACAAUCCAGCCCUCUUAGGUGAAAUUGUUCUGACUGACAGGCCCGACACUGUAAUUACAGAAUUCACACAGGCCCAGGUUAAUCACCACAAAGUAGCUUACAAGCCUCCAGACCAGGAACUGGGCAUCACCCCAAAAGUAGCUCAGUUCACAUUCAUUGUGGAAGAUACGGCUGGUAACACAGCAGAUGGACUGUUCACCAUUUUCCUAAAGCCAGUUGACAACAAACCCCCAGUGAUCACCAACACAGGUUUUACUGUUAUGGAAAGAAGUACAUAUAUCAUCACUAGGAAGGAGCUGCAUGCCACUGACAUGGAUACAGAUGAUGAGAAUAUCAUCUUCACUGUGACCCAAAUUCCUCGUUUUGGACAGCUGCAGUAUUUGGGCAUUGAUAUGUCUAAUGGUGAAACUUUUGUACUUGAAGACAUAACAAAUGGGCGCCUAAGUUACAUCCACAGUGGACAGGAGUCCCUCAACGAUGUUAUCAAGCUUGAUGUCACUGAUGGCUUCCAUGAGGUACCCAUCAAUAUUAAGAUCACCAUUGAGCCAGUUGAUGAUGAGACCCCAACAAUUAUGCUUCCAGCUGGCCUAGUUGGAGCCUCUAUUGAUGUACUGGAAAAUGGGGCAACAGAAAUUACAAGCAAUGUCAUUCAGGGCCGUGAUGAAGACACAGAUGACCGUAUGCUCACUUUUAUUGUAGAAGAACCUCCCAUGCUAGGUGAAAUUUUGGUUAAUGGUGCUCCCGCUGAAAGAUUCACCCAGGAAGACAUUAUUAAUGGGGUUGUGGUAUAUGCUCACACAUCCGGUGAAAUUGGACCGGUGAAAGUACACGACUCCUUUAAUCUUACUCUGUCUGAUAUGUCAAAUCAGUGGGUUGUUGGCGGCAACAAGGUUCAAGGUGUGACAGUUCAUGUCACCAUCCUUCCUGUUGACAGCAUUCCACCUGUUGUCAGUGUUGGAGAGCAGUUUGUUGUUGUGGAAGGGGAGAAAAAUGUUAUUACUCCAGACCACAUCCAAGCUGAAGAUAUUGACACAGCCAAUGAUGAUAUUUUGUGCACCAUCAUUGUCCAACCAAAAUCCGGUUACGUGGAGAACAUCUCCCCAGCCACAGGCUCAGAGAAGUCAAGAGCAGGGACAGCCAUCACUGCCUUUAACAUUGAAGAUGUUGCCCUUGGUCAUAUUUACUAUGUUCAAAGUAUCCAUAAAGGUGUUGAACCUGUAGAAGAUCGUUUUACCUUCCGCUGCUCAGAUGGUAUAAACUUCUCUGAACGCCACUUCUUUCCUAUAGUCAUCAUUCCAGCUAAUGAUGAGAAGCCUGAGAUUUUCAUUCGUGAGUUUGUGGUCAUGGAGGGUAUGAGUCUGGUCAUUGACACACCUAUCCUUAAUGCAGCUGAUGCUGACAUCCCUGGGGAUGAGCUGCACUUUGAGAUAAUCAAAAAUCCCAAGCAUGGUGCAAUAGUUCAACAGCUCAGUACUGGCACUGUCCCUCUGGAUAAAUUCAGCUUGGAACAGAUCAAAGAGGCAUCAAACAUUGUCUAUGAACAUGAUGACUCUGAGACCAAAGAAGAUAGCUUUGAAAUCAGGCUUUCAGAUGGGAAGCACAAAGUGGAAAAAAAGGUUCUUAUCAUGAUUAUUCCUGUUGAUGACGAGACUCCAAGAAUGGCCAUAAAUGAUGGCCUCGAUGUUGAGAUUGGAGAGACAAAAGUCAUCAGCAACAGGGUUUUAAAAGCAACAGAUCUUGACUCUGAGGACAAAGAGCUAAUUUAUGUUGUGCGUUAUGGCCCAGGCCAAGGCUACCUUCAGCGCAUCAGCAAGUUUGGUGAUGUUUUAGGUAAUAUAACCCUAGGAAUGAACUUCACUCAGGAUGAAAUUGACAAACAACUCAUCCAGUAUGUACACAUAGGCCAAGAGGGAAUCCGUGACCUGUUGAAGUUUGAUGUCACAGAUGGUAUCAAUCCCCUUAUUGACCGGUACUUUUACAUCAACAUUGGAAGCAUUGACAUGGUCUUUCCAGAUGUUAUCAAUAAAGGUGUAACUCUCAAGGAAGGUGGGAAAGUCACACUUACCACUGACCUCCUCAGCACCUCUGAUAUCAACAGUCCCGAUGAAUACCUCAGCUUUAGCAUCACAAGAGCACCUAGUAGAGGCCACUUAGAGAGUACUGACCAUCCAGGUGUUCCCAUUUCUACCUUCACCCAACUGCAGCUUGCUGGCAACAAGAUCUACUACAUUCACACCUCUGAUGAUGAGAUGAAAAUGGACAGCUUUGAGUUUGAGGUGACAGAUGGUUACAAUCCUGUCUUCCGCACCUUCAGAGUGUCCAUCACUGAUGUAGAUAAUAAGAAACCUGUGCUGACUAUAAACAGGCUGGUUGUGGAGGAAGGAGAAACCAAGCUCAUCACACCAUUUGAGUUAACAGUCGAGGAUCGGGACACCCCAGACACCCUGCUGCGCUUCAUAGUCACACAGGUGCCCGUCCACGGACAGCUGCUUUUCAACAAUACCCAACCAAUCACAACCUUUACCAAGCAGGACCUGAAUGAGAACCUUAUUAGCUAUAAGCAUGAUGGUACUGAGACUAACGAAGACAGCUUCUCUUUCACUGUCACAGAUGGCACGCAUAAUGAUUUUUAUCUCUUUCCUGACACCGUCUAUGAGACACGCAAGCCUCAAAUGAUGACCAUUUAUAUAAACACAGUGGACAAUGGUGUGCCCCAGAUUGUAGUCAACAAGGCUGCAGCCUCACUUAAGGUCCUGCAGACAGGCCAUCUAGGCUUUGUGAUCACCAGCAAGGUCCUUCGAUCAGAGGAUCGCGACAGUCCCCAGAAAGUUCUGAAAUACAGUGUGUCUGAGGCUCCUCUACAUGGCUUCAUCAUGAACACUGCCCUGGGCAAUGACAGCAUCAAAACCUUCACCCAAGCCGAUAUCAAUGAAAUGAAGAUUUGUUAUGUGCUGCUGGAUGGGAGCAACGCCACAAGUGAUAUCUUUUACUUCACAGUUGAAGACAACGGUGGAAACAAGCUAAAACCUCAGCCUUUCCGGCUCAACUGGGCCUGGAUCUCUCUGGAGAGGGAAUACUACUUAGUGGACGAGGACGCCAACUUUCUAGAAGUAACUCUGAAACGCAGAGGCUACCUGGGAGAAACCUCCUUCAUCAGUAUUGCCACUAAGGAUGGCACAGCUGAGAAGGAUAAGGACUUCCGUGGCAAAGCCCAGAAACAGGUCCAGUUCAACCCCGGCCAGACCACAGCUACCUGGAAAGUGAAGAUCUUCACGGACCAGGAGUUUGAGACUUCAGAGACCUUUGAGAUACAGCUGUCAGACCCAGUCAUGGCGGUGCUGGAGUUUCCAGACACAGCAACAGUGGAGAUUGUGGACCCUGGAGAUGAAUCGACUGUGUUCAUACCUCAAGCAGAGUUCAAGAUUGAGGAGGAUAUUGGAGAGCUGUUGGUGCCAGUGCGGCGCUCAGGAGAUGCAAGCCAGGAGCUCAUGGUUGUUUGUUUUACUCAGCAGGCCACGGCCACUGGCACUAUACCCAGCACCGUCCUGUCCUACUCUGAUUACAUCACCCGACCUGAGGAUCAUACCAGCGUCCUGCGUUUUGAUAAGGAUGAGCGUGAGAAACUCUGCCGCAUCAUUAUCAUCGAUGACUCUCUGUAUGAGGAAGAUGAGAGCUUCAAUGUCAGCCUGAGUAUGCCCAUGGGCGGCCAGGUGGGCGCCAACUUCCCAACUGCCAAGGUCACCAUUUUGGCAGACAAUGACGAUGAGCCCUCGCUGUAUUUCGGGGAAACUGAGUAUGUUGUGGAAGAGAGUUCAGGCUACGUUGAGGUGAAGGUCUGGAGGACAGGGACUGACCUGUCCAAGACAGCUACUGUCACUGUCCGCUCCAGGAAGAGUGAUCCUGUCUCUGCAGAAGCUGGACUAGACUAUGUCGGCAUCAGUCGCAACCUAGACUUUGCUCCUGGAGUGACCAUGCAGACAUUUAGAGUAACAAUCUUGGAUGACCUCGGUCAGCCUGAGCUGGAGGGGCCUGAGACCUUUGACCUCGUAUUACGGAUGCCUAUGAAUGCUGUGUUAGGAGAACCAAGCAAGACCACCAUUACCAUCAAUGAUACUGUCACCGACUUGCCGAAGGUUCAGUUUAAAGAAGGCAGCUACAACGUGGAUGAGUCUGAUGGGGAGGUCAGAGCUAUAGUGUACCGUAGUGGAGACAUCAGCCUCAAGUCUACAGUGCGAUGUUACACUCGGCAGGGCUCUGCUCAGGUCAUGAUGGAUUACAGUGAAAGACCCAACACUGAUGCAUCAGUCAUCACUUUCCUACCAGGUGAUAUUGAGAAGCCCUGUGUGGUUAGCCUGAUGGACGACUCCAUCCAUGAAGAGGACGAGGAGUUCCGCCUGGUGCUGGGAACUCCAAAGAGCGCAUCUCCAUAUGGCGCUUCUGUUGGGGAGCAGAAGGAAGUACUGAUCACUGUCACAGAUGAGAAAGACAAGCCCAUCAUCCGUUUCUCUGAAAUCAAGUACAGUGUGCGUGAACCCCAGGUCAAAGGAAAUGUGGCAAUAGUGAAGAUUCCUAUCCUGCGUGUUGGAGACACCUCAAAGGUCUCAGUGGUGAGAGUGCACACCAAGGAUGGCUCUGCAACCUCUGGAGAUGACUACAACCCACUGUCAGAGGACGUUGAGUUCAAGGAGGGUGAGACGGAGCACUUUGUGGAGGUUGAGAUCCUGUAUGAUGGCCAGAGAGAGAUGAGAGAGGCCUUCACUCUACACAUGAAGCCUGAUGACAACAUGGUGGCUGAAAUACAGAUGAACAAGGCCAUCGUGUACAUUGAAGAGAUGGACAGUGUAGCAGAUGUCACCUUCCCUGCCGUGCCCCAGGUUGUGUCCCUGCUCAUGUAUGAUGACACAGCUAAAGCCAAGGACAGACCCUACCCACCUAAUGGAUAUCCUGUUGUGUGUGUGACAGCCUGCAACCCUAAGUACCACGACUUUGAUAAAACGGGUUCCAUCUGCUCUGCUGAGAACAUCAAUGACACCCUCACCCAGUACCGCUGGCUGGUCAGCGCCCCUACCGGCUCAGAUGGAGUUACCAGCCCCAUGAGGGAGGUGGACACUAACACUUUCUUCACUAACACCAAAUCCAUCACCUUGGAUUCAAUCUACUUCCAGGCUGGCUCCAGGGUUCAGUGUGCAGCAAGAGCCUUCAAUGCCAAUGGAGAUGCAGGCUUGGAGCUCUCCAGUCCCAUCGCUGUGAUCAGCAAGGAGGAGGGUAUGUGUCAGCCUCGUAUCCCAGGCACUGUUGGAGCUGAACCUUUCUCUGCUAAGAUCCGCUACACAGGCCCAGAUGACCCAGACUUCCCCAACCUCAUCAAACUUACGGUCAACAUGCCUCACAUGGAUGGCAUGUUGCCAGUGGUCUCCACAAGACCUCUGUCAAAUUUUGAGCUUACCCUGAGCCCUGAUGGCACACGUGUGGGCAAUCACCGCUGCUCCAACCUGCUGGACUUCAAUGAGAUCCAAACAGGCUAUGGAUUCAUCACAGAUGCAACAAAGAAUCCUGAAAUCAUAGGCGAGACUUCACCCUACCAAUACAGUGCUGUUAUGCGUUCAGCCAACUCCCUGCGAUUCUACAGGAACCUCAACUUAGAGGCCUGCCUCUGGGAGUUCACCAGCUAUUAUGACAUGUCAGAGCUGUUGAAUGACUGUGGAGGCUCCAUAGCCACUGAUGGACAGGUGCUGAACCUGGUCCAGUCCUAUGUCACGCUGCGUGUUCCUCUGUUUGUGUCCUACAUCUUUCACUCUCCUGUGGCUGUGGGAGGCUGGCAGCACUUUGACCUGCAGUCAGAGCUCAAACUCACCUUUGUGUAUGAUACAGCUAUUCUGUGGCAGGAUGGCAUCGGCAGCCCUCCUGAAGCUGAACUACAAGGAGCCAUGUACCCCACCAGUAUGCGAAUAAAUGAGGAGGGACGCCUGGUGGUCAAUUUCAAGACUGAGGCCCGUUUCAGGGGACAGUUUGUUAUGUCUCACCCAGGAACCAGUGUGUUGUCCAUGGUGAUUUGUGCUGAUCACCCUGGGCUGACGUUCACUCUCACAUUAGUCAGAACUGAGCCUACCUAUAACCAGCCAAUGCAGCAGUGGAGCUUUGUCUCAGACUUUGCUGUGCGAGAUUACUCUGGGACCUACACGGUGAAGCUGAUGCCCUGCAUUGCCUCACCAAAUGGAGAGUUCAGCAUCCCCCCUGUCUGUCACCCAAGAGAACCUCUUACCUUUGACAUGGACAUACGCUUUCAGCAGGUGAGUGACCCAGUAGCAGCUGAGUUUAGCCUCAACACUCAAAUGAUCCUGUUGUCCAAGAAGGAGCUGUGGUUGUCUGAUGGCUCCAUGGGCUUUGGGGAGGGGACUGAUGCUGCUUUCUCUGAAGGCUCCACCAUCUAUGGUCGUGUGAUGGUGGACCCAGUCCAGAACUUGGGUGACUCCUUCACCUGCAACAUUGAGAAGGUCUUCCUCUGCACAGGUGCAGAUGGCUAUGUUCCCAAAUACAAUCCCACUAACAAGGAGUAUGGCUGCCUGGCAGAUGCGCUUUCUCUACUCCACAGAUUCAAGAUCCUGGACAAGGCCCAGCCAGAGACGCAAGCUUCAGUAUUUGGUGAUGUUGCUUUUAAGGCCACACUGGCUCAAGACACACCUGGAGCUCUGCCUUUAGUCAGACAACCAGGAUCAGAUGGCUUCACAUUGUCAUCAUCUCCACUUUUCCAGGUGGCUGCUGGUCGAGAAUGGUUCAUCCACACUAUCUAUACUGUCCGCUCCAGAGAAAACGCCAACCGCAACAUUGGCAAGCGCAGUGUGGAGUACCUCCAUCACAGUAUAUCCUCUUUUAAGCAGCCCCAGGCCACUCGCCACCGCCGUGCUGCCCCUACUUUCUCUGGCCCUGCUCUGGCCCAGGAGAUCGGUGUUGAAAACAACCGAGGCACCAACAUUCAGCACAUCGCUUUGGACCGAACAGACCGCCUGGUGGUUAGCCAGCGCCAACCCUGGACCCCUAACCGUGACACUCUUCUGGAGCGCCCUGUGCUUGAGAGUUCCAGCAGACAGACAGCUGACACCUCCACCCUACCUAUGUUAGUUGGCCUUGCAGGUCUAAUCCUCCUCAUCUGCCUCAUUGCCACCAUUGUCAUUGUGCUGCUGCGGCGCAAGAAGAGGGAAAAGAAGUCCCAGUUCCCACCUUACACCACUUCCUCUUCUUCUGCCUACAAUGGCUACUACAGCCAAGGCCAAGCACGUAUGUGGAGCAGUUCAGACAGCUCUGAGGUUUAGAUUUGGGCCCCCUUCCACUUCAAACACCUGCCCCCUAUUUAAAGGACUAUGAUAGUCUUCUCCACCAUUGUGCCUUCAAUGCCCAACUCUUGUAGCACUGAACAGAGCCCAGAACAAGCGGUGGACAGCACAAUAUGUCAGUGCCUAGGGCCCACAUGUAGAGAAUGCACCAGUUUUCUGAGGCUCACUGAUCUCAAUGGGUAGUUCUUGCUGUAGGUUUUUGCCUUUUUUUUUGCAGCUAAUUCUGAGUCGCGGAUGAAGAUAGAGGCCCUUAACAUAUUCAUCUGCUUCAUCGGUUGCCAAGUUGUAAAAUAUCCCUUUUUAUCUGUUUGCAAAUGCAUGAAAACCCCAAUGUAGUGAAUGCAAUUAUUUUACAGUGGCAAUCAUGUUAAAAUCUCAUGAAUGUUUCCUCAGUUUUACAGAUAGUUUACCUAACUUCUUUUAACUGUAAUUCAGUGUUUUGUUUUUUUGUGGUGAUUAGUGCAAAGUGAACUGAAUGAUAGAUGUUAGAAUGCUGACAUUAAUGAAUGAUAGAUCAUUUUAGUAUAUUUGUUGUGCUUAAAACAGCCUGUAGUUAUACCUGCCCAGCCAGAGUCAACAAUACCACUAUAGUGUCAGUGAAAAGGAUUUCUAAAUCUUGUUUGUCUUAAGAUUGUAGAAUUUUUAAGAACCUUUUUCAGGUCAAUGUGGCUAAAACCAGAUGCAAAACAAUCUGUGUACAUAUCACUGUAGGUCUAUGGAAAAAAAGAUAUCACACCCUGGCGAAACUUGAAAAACCAUGAACUGUGUUCUAGUUUGUUGAUCAAGCCCUAAAGAAACAAGUUGCAUUAUCGAAAUUAUAAUUAUUCUUCUAAAGGUGAAAGCAUAUUUUAAACGUGCCAACUGUUAGGCUUCUAUGGCUUAGGGGUUUUGUGCCGAUAUAAAGUUUCAAUGUUUGUACACUUCAACUGUCAAAUACAAAUGUCCUUUUUUGAAUC
This is a messenger RNA of Monopterus albus (swamp eel), 10304 nucleotides long. It is a transcript of the gene frem3, whose product is annotated as Fras1 related extracellular matrix 3. Gene Ontology annotation, cellular component: membrane. The coding region runs from base 1 to 9327 and encodes 3108 amino acids. Gene Ontology annotation, biological process: cell communication; anatomical structure morphogenesis. The transcript is spliced from 25 exons. The record is from RefSeq and is a predicted model, not a curated record. Lineage: Eukaryota; Metazoa; Chordata; Actinopteri; Synbranchiformes; Synbranchidae.